GUUUUUUCUGUGAUAGUUCAAAUGCACCACUAUAAAUGGAACCAAACUUUUAUAAUCACAGAUCAAACAAAUAAGAAGUUCUUGGCAAGAUUUCUAAAGAACAGGUGUUCUUUGGUUAUUACGGAAGAAUUAUUCGUAAUUUACAAAUCGUAAACAAGAAGUAUAAAUAAUAUAUUCAUAGCAUACCAUGGAAGAGGAUGAGGUACAUUUAUUUGAUGAAUUUGUUACUGUUGAUAGUAUUUACCUCAUAGACUCUAAGGAUGUAGAAAAGAAAAAACCAAAACCAAAAAAUGAAAUAAUUGAUAAUACAGAAUGUAGACAAAUUUGUUGGUUCAAGACUGCAGUUGAAGAAAAUAAAGCAACUGAUACAGUUGAUGGUGAUGAUGGCAACGACAAUUUAAAUUUAAAUAAAAAUGCUGAAAAGAACAAUGAAAAUUCAAAAAGCAAAGUAAAAAACCAUAAAGUUAGAAGAUCUUUAAGAAGUAGAAUUGAAAUUUUCCCAAUAUCCAAAAUCAACAAUAGUGAUGAAGAAAGUGACCAAUCUGAUUCUGGAGAUGAAAUUGAAAAUUUUUCAAGCAAUAUCAAGGAAGAAGAAAGGGAUAGUCACUUUUCCAAAGAAGAUUCCUCACAUAAUGAAAAUGAAAAAAAAGAUGAGGAUGAAGCCAUGUUUGAAAUGAAAAUCGAAGUGGAACAUCAUGGAGUUCAAUAUGAUGAUGCAAAUGAAUUAGGGAAAUGUCCACAUUGCCCCAGAACUUUUAAAAAGAUUGGAAAUUUAAAAAAACAUGUUCAAAACCAACAUGGCGAAAAAAUAUAUUCAUCUAUAGGAGAUAUAAUGAGGCAAAAAUACAAAUGUUCACAUUGUAACAAAUAUUUCUUGAAAAAAAAGUAUUUAAGGCGGCACAUUAAAAUACAACACAGCAGUUUUAAAUACAGUUGUCCACAUUGCCCAAAAGUAUGUACAAGAAGUGAGAAUUUAAAAAAGCACGUUGAAAGCCAACAUGGCGAUCCCUUACAAAGAAAAAAAUACAACUGUUUGCAAUGCGACAAAAUAUUUUCAAAAAUGGGAAAUAUGCAGAGGCACAUUAAAGCAACACACGAGGGUUUAAAAUUCCUUUGCCGACAUUGCCCAAAAAUGUACACCGACAAGGCAGACUUGACACACCACGUUCAAGUUACACAUGCCGAACAAAAACCAGAAUACAAAUGUCCAAAGUGUAACAAAAUUUUUUUAAAACGAAACAGUAUAAGACGGCAUAUUAAAAUAAAACACAACGGUUUUAAAUUCAAUUGUUCGCAUUGCUCAAAAGCGUUCACGAGUAGUACUUCUUUAAAACAACACGUUCAAAAUCAACAUGGCGCUUCCUCUCAAAAAACAAAAAAUACAAAUAUCCACAUCGCCCCAAAAUCUUCAGCAAGCGGUUAUAAUUUAAGACGCCACGUUCAAAAAAAAUUCUGUCCACAUUGCGACAAAAUAUUAUUGCCUAUAGAAACCCACGAAUGUUUUAAAUAGUUGUUCAGAUUGCCUGUAAAAUAAAAAAUUCACCUGACUUUUAAAGUCUAAAGGGCCAUUCCACGCGUAACGGAUAGGACAGUUGCUGUGUUUUUAUUUACAAAAUAUUAUUGUUCUAUUAUAUUUCCAAUGUCAAAUUUUUAUAAAUAGUUCUAAACUAAAGCUGGUUAACAAUGUUUUUAUUUGGCAAAAUUAGGUAUCGUGGUUGAC
Molecule: messenger RNA, 1720 nt
Organism: Brassicogethes aeneus
Lineage: Eukaryota; Metazoa; Arthropoda; Insecta; Coleoptera; Nitidulidae
Source: the annotation of a GenBank genome assembly